AUGAAAAUAUCCUCGCCUAGUGUUAACACUCCCACUGACUUCUAUUUUGCCUGUCGAAAUGGUGACAUUGAUGGAGUGAUAGAGCAGCUAGAAGCUCUGACAAUAGAUGAUGUUAACCGUGUGCAACCAAAUGGAAGCACUCCUCUACAUGCUGCCUGUUACUUUGGUCACUAUCAAGUUGUCAAACUGCUGCUAGACUUCGGUGCGAGUCGAUCAGUUCUGAAUAAACAUGGAUGUGUGCCGUAUGAUGAAGCAAAAGCUAGUGAAUUAAAGCAGUUGUUCAUGCGGGAAAAUUCAUCCAGGAGAUUUGUUGAUGGGAUGAGCUCAAGCGGUCUCACGGAAUGGAUGAGGGUGAGCCCGAAUAUCAAUGAUGACGCAAUAUGUCGACGUGUAGCCUUAAAAUAUUGUUGGGACGAUUCUGAUACUCAGCGAUAUCUUCCACGUAUACAGAAAGAGUAUAUAGAUUUCCACUUUACUAACAGUAUUCAUCACGAUGAAAUUCAAUACUAUCUUCGGAAUGCUAUCAAGGAAGAUAACCCCAUUUAUUUGUUGAAAGCGUACACAGCUGAGACAGAUUUCUACAAACGACUCAACAGAGACUUGGCUGAAGACAUCUGGCUAAAAUAUGGAUCUAUGAAGAGUCUGGAACGGAUUAUAGAAAUUGUAUACAAUCAUUCAUCGCUGAAUCAAUUUGUAUUCAAAGGGAAAACAUAUCGUGGAAUGAAAAUAACCAAAGAUGAUUUAGAACAGUACUCAACUGGCACACGUCUCCUCAACAAAAGUUUCCUUUCAACAUCGAAAGAUCGUCGAAUCGCUGACCGUUUUGCAUUAAUGGAAGGGGUACGGAAGACAGAAGAUGGAGAGAACAUAAAACACUCGGCCGUCUGCAUCUAUGAAACACGUAAAGAUCGAUCGGCUCUAGAUAUUGAAUCUAUCAGUGAAUAUCCUCAAGAAAAAGAAGUGUUGAUUAUGCCAUUCACACCGUUCAAAGUCAUGAAGAUUACCCACAGCAGAGCGAGUGCGAGUGGCAUACCUGAAUUUGAAAUCGAACUGAGAGAAUGCAAAUCUCUUUGGAUAAAAGAAAAAUGGGAACAGUAUAAAUUUGCCGCAGUUGACGAAUGA
Molecule: messenger RNA, 1122 nt
Organism: Didymodactylos carnosus
Lineage: Eukaryota; Metazoa; Rotifera; Eurotatoria; Philodinida; Philodinidae
Source: the annotation of a GenBank genome assembly